AAAUGCUGUGUUCGAUCACAGCCAGCAGGGCAAGAUGGCGGUCCCUACAAAACAGUACGGGCUGAUAUUGUCACAAAAGAAGGGAGCAUCAAAGACGCUGCAGAAACACUCAGUGUUCGAGGAUGACUCAGACGACGAGACCACAGUUGGGGAGAGUCUGCAGAAAGAAGCAGUCAAAAAGAAGAUGAUGAAGCAGACACGUCUGGAGAUGCAUAAGGCUCUGGAUCAGGACAGCACUGUAUACGACUAUGAUGCUGUGUACGAUGACAUUCAAAAACAGAGACUUGAGAGCCACAAAAAAAUUCUGGGAGGCGGCGACAAAAAGCCAAAGUACAUCCACCAGUUAAUGAGAGCCGUUGAAGACCGAAAGAAAGAACAAGACCGAAGGGAAGAGAGGAAGAUCCAGAAGGAACGGGAGGAAGAGGGAGAGAAAUUUGCAGAUAAAGAAGCUUAUGUUACCUCAGCCUACAAGAAGAAACUGCUGGAGCAGAAGGAGGAAGAGGAGAGAGAGAAAAGAGAGGCAGCGAUGGAAGCUGCUUUGGAUGUGAAGAAACAAAAAGACCUGAGCGGCUUCUACCGACACCUGCUGAAUCAGACUGUCGGAGAGGAGGCGAUACCGGAUCGUUCUGCAAACAAGACUCAAAACUCAAAAGACACAGAGAGGACAUCACCUGUUCCCUCACCUACGCCCCAUGACAACAUCCCUAGUUCAUGCAGCGACAGUGAGGAGGGGCACGAGCAAAAGUCUGGGUUCAGCAAGCCCGGGGCCGGCUCUGCACACUCCAAACGCCAAUACCGACAGAGGUCGCCUUCGUCUGGAAGCGGAGAGGAGAAGGAAAGGGAGAAGGAAAGAGACCGACAGAAGAAGAGCCACAGAGAUCAAGACAGAGACAAAGGACGGGACAGAGAGAGAGACAGAGAGAGAGACAGAAACAGGGGAAGGGAAAGAGACGAUCGGCACGGAGGAAGAAGAGAUGACAGGGACAAAAGGAAAGACAGGGACAGAGACCGAGGCAGAGAAGAAGACAGAAGUAGAGGCAAGGAUGGGGACAGGGAAGACCGGCACGGUAAGAGAGAGAGGAGCCCAAAAGAAAGGGAGAGGGAUAAGAAUGGGGAAAGAGAGAAGAGGAGGAAUUCAGAUAAAGACAGGCGCAAAGACAAAGAUCAGGAAGAAGAUAAGGAGAGGAAGAAGGAGCCGGAGAAGGAGAAGGAGAAGGAGAAAGUGGUGAAGAAGGACGAAAAAGAGCCAGAAAAGAACGAAGCGGUUGGAGAACACGGAAAGGAAAAAGAAGAGAAAGAGGAGGACAAGGUGAACAAGUUUGCAAAGCGCAGCACGGAUCAGACUGUGACCUCGGCGAGAGACCGAUACAUGGCGAGACAGAUCGCUCGCUCAGCCUGUAAGUCUUAUAUAGAGAAAGAGGAGGACUGAGAGCUGAGCAGCCAACGAAAACAGCCCUGAACUGCACACAACCUUUAUCUCAAGGAUACGGCUAAUGUUUUAUGUCUAUCUUACAACAAAUCCCAUGAAAAGACCAAAAGCAAAAAUGAGUUAGUUUCUUCAUCUUUCAGGACUUUCCUACUUCACUUUUUCUGUUUGUUACCCAAGACUAGGCAUGUCCGGAUCUUUUUUUCUUUUUUUGAGUCAUUUAAUAUUGAGUAUCUAUUGAUAGCAAGUCCUGAAUCAAUUGUGUUUUUUCAUAAAUAAUGUCAGUGUUAGCUGCACAAAAUGUUGAAAUCACAGAACAGACUAUUCUGCUGUGGACGCGGGUAGUUAGGAUCAGAAAAAAUUAUUUUCAUGGCUCACUGAUUCUUUAAACAGCUGGGCACUGUAGUUUUUAGUAAAUGUUUUUCAAACAGGACUAAAUAGUGCGUAUGUUGGGGACCAUUUUCUGCGGUGGAUUGAUACACAUUUGAUAAACCAGUGAGUAUUUACAGCACCAGUAUGGUCAUGUUGAAUUGAAUUCAAAUAAACUUUAGUGACCAUGAUAGCUACACAGACUUGUUAAUUGGGUAAUUUUUAGUCUUUUCAUGGAAUUUAUUGUAAAUAAGAGAAAUAUUAAAUAUUGCCAACUUUAUCCUCUAACUGCAGAGUUCCCCAAACACUGCAGCAGACAGAACCAAACAGUAUAGUGAUGAUAAAGAGAAACCUGGACUCUGUGUUUGUUUUGGACUUGAAAUGUUGGAUUUUUGAUUUAUUAAUGUGAAAUGAGAACACUCGACUUGUAAAUUUGAGUUUUGACAGAGAGCAUCUUGUAACAUCACACACAGGAAUAUGAGUGUAAAUAGGAAAUUUUAUCUUAUAAUUACUUCAGAUGACAUGUGAGCCAUCGAUGUUGUGUUUGAUGACUUUUGUAUCUUUCUCAUGUACUCAGUGAGGAGUUAAUAAAUUCAUCUCUGGUCCACA
Centropristis striata (black sea bass) is the source of this 2404-nucleotide messenger RNA. RefSeq names its product nuclear speckle splicing regulatory protein 1 (gene nsrp1). Gene Ontology annotation, biological process: regulation of alternative mRNA splicing, via spliceosome. The transcript is spliced from 7 exons. The record is from RefSeq and is a predicted model, not a curated record. The coding region runs from base 35 to 1429 and encodes 464 amino acids. NCBI's taxonomy places the organism in Eukaryota, Metazoa, Chordata, Actinopteri, Perciformes, Serranidae.